AUGGAGGAGAAGUACUACCCAGUGAUCUUCCCAGACGAGCGGAAUUUCCGCCCCUUCACUUCCGACUCUCUGGCUGCCAUAGAGAAGCGAAUCGCCAUCCUAAAGGAGAAGAAGAAAUCCAAAGGCAAGGCAACAGCUGAGCCCCAGCCUCGGCCUCAGCUUGACCUAAAGGCCUCCAGGAAGUUACCUAAGCUUUAUGGGGAUGUUCCCCCUGAGCUUAUCGCGAAGCCCCUGGAAGACCUGGACCCAUUCUACAAAGACCAUAAGACAUUCAUGGUGUUGAACAAGAAGAGAACAAUCUAUCGCUUCAGUGCCAAGCGGGCCUUGUUCAUUCUGGGGCCUUUUAAUCCCAUCAGAAGCUUAAUGAUUCGCAUCUCUGUCCAUUCCGUCUUUAGCAUGUUCAUCAUCUCCACGGUGAUCAUCAACUGUAUGUUCAUGGCUAAUUCUAUGGACAGGACUUUUGACAAUGACAUUCCCGAAUACAUCUUCAUUGGAAUUUAUAUUUUAGAAGCUGUGAUUAAAAUAUUGGCAAGAGGCUUCAUUGUGGAUGAGUUUUCCUUCCUCCGAGAUCCGUGGAACUGGCUGGACUUCAUUGUCAUCGGAACAGCGCUCGCAACUUAUUUUCCCGGUAACAAGGUCAACCUUUCUGCUCUUCGUACCUUCCGGGUAUUCAGAGCUCUGAAGGCAAUUUCUGUUAUCUCAGGUCUGAAGGUCAUUGUAGGUGCCCUGCUGCGCUCGGUGAAGAAGCUGGUUGAUGUGAUGGUCCUCACUCUCUUUUGCCUCAGCAUCUUUGCCCUGGUUGGUCAGCAGCUCUUCAUGGGGAUUCUGAACCAGAAAUGUAUUAAGCACAACUGUGGCCCUAACCCUACAUCUAACCAGGAUUGCUUUGUAAAGGAAAAAGAUAGCGAAGACUUCAUAAUGUGUGGCACCUGGAUUGGCAGCAGAUCUUGUCCCGAUGGUUCUACAUGCAAUAGAACCACAUUUAACCCAGACUAUAAUUAUACGAACUUUGACAACUUUGGCUGGUCUUUUCUUGCCAUGUUCCGGGUUAUGACUCAGGACUCCUGGGAGAAGCUCUAUCGACAGAUCCUCCGGACCUCUGGGAUCUACUUUGUCUUCUUCUUCGUGGUGGUUAUCUUCCUGGGCUCUUUCUACCUGCUUAACUUAACCCUGGCCGUCGUCACCAUGGCUUACGAAGAACAGAACAGAAAUGUAGCUGCUGAGACAGAGGCCAAGGAGAAGAUGUUUCAGGAGGCCCAGCAGCUGUUAAGGGAGGAGAAGGAGGCUCUGGUUGCCAUGGGAAUUGACAGAAGUUCCCUCAAUUCCCUUCAAGCAUCAUCCUUUUCCCCAAAGAAGAGGAAGUUUUUUGGUAGUAAGACAAGAAAGUCCUUUUUUAUGAGAGGGUCCAAGAUGGCCCGAGCCUCAGCGUCUGAUUCAGAGGACGAUGCCUCUAAAAACCCACAACUCCUUGAGCAAACCAAACGACUGUCCCAGAACUUGCCAGUGGAUCUGUUUGAUGAGCAUGUGGACCCCCUCCACAGACAGAGAGCGCUGAGCGCAGUCAGUAUCUUAACCAUCACCAUGCAGGAACAAGAAAAAUCCCAGGAGCCUUGUUUCCCAUGUGGGAAAAACUUGGCGUCUAAGUACCUGGUGUGGGACUGUAGCCCUCGGUGGCUGUGCAUAAAGAAGGUCCUGCGGGCUAUCAUGACAGAUCCGUUUACUGAGCUGGCCAUCACCAUCUGCAUCCUCAUCAAUACUGUCUUCUUGGCCAUGGAGCACCACGAUAUGGAUGACUAUUUAAAAACCGUACUGAAAAUAGGAAACUGGGUUUUCACUGGAAUUUUCAUAGCGGAAAUGUGUCUCAAGAUCAUCGCGCUGGACCCUUACCAUUACUUCCAGCACGGCUGGAACAUCUUUGACAGCAUCGUGGCCCUUCUGAGUCUCGCUGACGUGCUCUACAACCUCUCUUUCUUGGCUUCCCUCAGAGUGCUGAGGGUCUUCAAGUUAGCCAAAUCCUGGCCCACGUUAAACACCCUCAUUAAGAUCAUCGGCCACUCUGUGGGUGCGCUCGGAAACCUGACUGUGGUCCUGACCAUCGUGGUCUUCAUCUUUUCCGUGGUUGGCAUGCGGCUCUUUGGCGCCAAGUUCAACAAGACCGCCUACGUCCCCCGGGAGCGGUGCAGGCGGCGCUGGCACAUGGACGACUUCUACCACUCCUUCCUGGUGGUGUUCCGCAUCCUCUGUGGGGAAUGGAUCGAGAACAUGUGGGAAUGUAUGCAGGAGAUGGACGGCUCCCCGCUAUGCAUCAUCGUCUUCGUGCUCAUCAUGGUGAUUGGGAAGCUUGUGGUGCUUAACCUCUUCAUUGCCUUGCUGCUUAAUUCCUUCAGCAAUGAGGAGAAGGAUGGGAACCCAGAAGGAGAGACCAGGAAAACCAAAGUGCAGCUAGCCCUGGAUCGGUUCCGCCGGGCCUUCUCCUUCAUGGCGCACACUUUUUGGAAUUUUUGUUGCAAGAGAUGCAAGAGGCAAAACUCGCCAAAGCCAAAAGAGGCAAGGGAAAGCUUUUCUGGUGAGAAUAAAGCCAUGGUCCCCCUGGAUGCGAGGCCCUGGAAGGAGUAUGAUUCAGAAAUCACUUUGUACACUGGGCAGGCCGGGGCUCCGCUGGCCCCACUCGCAGAGGAAGAGGACGAUAUGGAAUGUUGUGGUGAAUGUGGUGCCCCACCCACCUCACUUCCUAGUGCCGGAGUUCAGGCCUGUGACCUCUCUCCGGAGACCAAGCAGCACCCCAGCCCAGAUGACCACGGGGUUGAAAUGGAAGUGUUUUCUGAAGAAGAUCCGCAUUUAACCAUACAGAGUGCUCGAAAGAAGUCCGAUGCAGUAAGCAUGCUCUCGGAAUGCAGCACAAUUGACCUGAAUGAUAUCUUUAGAAAUUUACAGAAAACAGUUUCCCCCAAAAAGCAACCAGAUAGAUGCUUUCCCAAGGCCCUCAGUUGUAUCUUUCUAUGCCGCAAAACAAACAAGAGAAAGUCCCUCUGGGUCUUGUGGUGGAACCUUCGGAAAACCUGCUACCAAAUCGUAAAGCACAGCUGGUUUGAGAGCUUCAUAAUCUUUGUCAUCCUGCUGAGCAGUGGAGCGCUGAUAUUUGAAGACGUCAAUCUCCCAAGCCGGCCUCAAGUUGAGAAAUUACUAAAGUGUACCGAUAAUAUUUUCACAUUUAUUUUUCUCCUGGAAAUGAUUCUGAAAUGGGUGGCCUUCGGAUUCCGGAGGUAUUUCACCAGUGCCUGGUGCUGGCUCGAUUCUCUCAUUGUAGUGGUGUCGGUGCUCAGUCUCAUGAACUUACCAAACUUGAAGUCCUUCCGGACUCUACGAGCGCUGAGGCCUCUGCGGGCGCUGUCCCAGUUUGAAGGCAUGAAGGUUGUCGUCAACGCCCUCAUCAGCGCCAUACCGGCCAUUCUCAAUGUCUUGCUGGUGUGCCUCAUUUUCUGGCUCAUAUUUUGUAUCCUGGGAGUAAGUUUUUUUUCUGGAACAUUUGGAAGAUGCAUCAACGGGACAGAUAUAAAUAAGUAUUUCGACUAUACCCAAGUUCCAAACCGGAGCCAAUGUAGUUACUUGUGGAAGGUCCCGAACGUCAACUUCGACAAUGUGGGGAAUGCCUACCUCGCCCUGCUGCAAGUGGCAACCUAUAAGGGCUGGCUGGACAUUAUGAAUGCAGCUGUUGAUUCCAGAGGGAAAGACGAGCAGCCGGACUGUGAGGCAAAUCUCUACGCAUAUCUUUACUUCGUGGUUUUCAUCAUCUUUGGCUCAUUCUUUACACUGAACCUCUUUAUCGGUGUUAUUAUCGACAACUUCAAUCAGCAGCAGAAAAAGAUAAGUGGCCAAGACAUUUUUAUGACAGAAGAACAGAAGAAAUAUUACAAUGCAAUGAAAAAGUUAGGAACCAAGAAGCCUCAAAAACCCAUCCCAAGGCCCCUGAACAAAUGUCAAGCCUUUGUGUUUGACCUGGUCACAAGUCAGGUCUUUGACGUCAUCAUUCUGGGUCUUAUUGUCCUAAACAUGAUUAUCAUGAUGGCUGAAUCUGAUGGCCAGUCCGAAGAAGUGACGAAAAUCUUUGAUAUCCUCAACAUAGCCUUCGUGGUCAUCUUUACCGUAGAGUGUCUCAUCAAAGUCUUUGCUUUGAGGCAACACUACUUCACCAAUGGCUGGAACUUAUUUGAUUGUGUGGUCGUGGUUCUUUCUAUCAUUAGUACCUUGGUUUCUGGCUUGGAGAACAGUAACAUUCCCUUCCCGCCCACGCUCUUCAGAAUUGUCCGCUUGGCUCGCAUUGGUCGAAUCCUCAGACUGGUUCGGGCAGCCAGGGGAAUCAGGACGCUCCUGUUUGCUUUGAUGAUGUCUCUCCCCUCUCUCUUCAACAUCGGCCUGCUGCUCUUUCUGGUGAUGUUCAUUUACGCCAUCUUUGGGAUGAACUGGUUUUCCAAAGUGAAGAAGGGCUCUGGGAUCGACGACAUCUUCAACUUCAAAACCUUUUCGGGCAGCAUGCUCUGUCUCUUCCAGAUAACCACUUCAGCCGGCUGGGACACUCUCCUCAACCCCAUGCUGGAGUCAGACGCCCACGCCCACUGCAACUCCUCCUCCGGAGACAGCUGCCAGCAGCCUCGGAUCGCCAUAGUCUACUUUGUCAGCUAUAUCAUCAUCUCCUUUCUCAUCGUGGUCAACAUGUACAUCGCUGUGAUCCUAGAAAACUUCAAUACAGCCACGGAGGAGAGCGAGGACCCCCUGGGGGAAGACGACUUUGAAAUCUUCUAUGAGAUCUGGGAGAAGUUUGACCCCGAAGCAACACAGUUCAUCCAGUACUCUGCCCUCUCCGACUUUGCCGACGCCCUGCCGGAGCCCUUGCGCGUGGCCAAGCCUAAUAAGUUUCAGUUCCUCAUGAUGGACUUGCCCAUGGUGAUGGGCGAUCGCCUCCAUUGCUUGGACGUUCUCUUUGCUUUCACCACCAGGGUCCUCGGGAACUCUAGCGGCUUGGAUACCAUGAAAGCCAUGAUGGAGGAGAAGUUCAUGGAGGCCAAUCCUUUUAAGAAGUUGUAUGAGCCCAUCGUCACCACCACCAAGAGAAAGGAGGAGGAGCAGUGUGCUGCCGUCAUCCAGAGGGCCUACCGGAAAUACAUGGAGAAGAUGGUCAAGCUGAGGUUGAAAGACAGGUCAGGUUCAUCCCUCCAGAUGUUUUGCAAUGGAGACUUGUCUAGUUUGGAUGUGGGCAAGGUCAAGGUUCAUUAUGACUGA
This is a messenger RNA of Grammomys surdaster, 5277 nucleotides long. It is a transcript of the gene Scn11a, whose product is annotated as sodium voltage-gated channel alpha subunit 11. Gene Ontology annotation, cellular component: voltage-gated sodium channel complex; plasma membrane; axon. Gene Ontology annotation, biological process: neuronal action potential; membrane depolarization during action potential; sodium ion transmembrane transport. NCBI's taxonomy places the organism in Eukaryota, Metazoa, Chordata, Mammalia, Rodentia, Muridae. The transcript has 26 exons. Gene Ontology annotation, molecular function: voltage-gated sodium channel activity. The record is from RefSeq and is a predicted model, not a curated record. Bases 1 to 5277 code for a protein of 1758 amino acids.